CCCGCCCCGCCGCGCGCUCGCGGACGGUCGGCGCGCGGGCUGGGCCGGCGCCCCUCAGCUUCGCUCCUGGCGUCGCCCCGGGCCCCGGGGGAUGCCCCCGGCCGGGUCCCCCCAUGGCCACCGACGUCUUCAUGUGCUCCCCGCGCCGGCCGCGCAGUCGGUGCCGCCCGAUGCUGCUCAAGCCCCAGGUGCCCGAGGACGACGACGACUCGGACACGGAUGAGCCGUCCCCGCCGCCCGCCUCCGGCUCGGCCACGCCGGCCCGGGCCCAGGCGAGCGCCGCGCCGCAGCCGUCCCGGGCCGGGUCGGGCCGCGAGGAGCCUCCGCGCCGCCAGCAGAUCAUCCACAGCGGCCACUUCAUGGUGUCGUCGCCGCACCGCGAGCACCCGCCCAAGAAGGGCUACGAUUUCGACACGGUCAACAAGCAGACGUGUCAGACCUACAGCUUCGGCAAGACCAGCUCCUGCCACCUGUCCAUCGACGCCUCGCUCACGAAGCUCUUUGAGUGCAUGACCCUGGCCUACAGUGGAAAGUUGGUGUCUCCAAAGUGGAAGAAUUUCAAGGGCCUGAAGCUCCAGUGGAGAGAUAAGAUCCGGCUCAAUAACGCCAUCUGGCGGGCAUGGUACAUGCAGUAUUUGGAGAAGCGCAAGAAUCCCGUGUGCCACUUUGUCACUCCCCUGGACGGCUCUGUUGAAGUAGAUGAGCAUCGCCGGCCAGAGGCCAUCACCACAGAGGGGAAGUACUGGAAAAGCCGCAUUGAGUUUGUAAUUCGGGAAUAUCACAAGUGGAGAACCUACUUCAAGAAAAGGCUACAGCAGCACAAGGAUGAGGACCUCUCCAGCCUGGCCCAGGAUGAUGACAUGCUUUAUUGGCACAAACAUGGGGAUGAAUGGAAGACCCCCGUCCCCAUGGAGGAGGACCCACUGCUGGACACAGACAUGCUCAUGUCAGAAUUCAGCGACACUCUCUUCUCCACACUUUCCUCACAUCAGCCGGUGGCCUGGCCCAACCCUCGGGAAAUAGCACAUCUGGGCAAUGCAGACAUGAUUCAGCCGGGGCUGAUUCCCUUGCAGCCCAACUUGGACUUCAUGGACACCUUUGAGCCUUUCCAGGACCUCUUCUCUUCCAGCCGCUCCAUUUUUGGCUCCAUGCUGCCUGCACCCACCUCAACACCUGCACCAGAUCCCAACAUCCCAACUGCUCAGGAGAGCAUCCUACCAACCACCACUCUCCCCACUGUGAGCCUCCCUGACAGCCUCAUCGUGCCCCCCACAGCCACUGCCCUGGACCCCACGGAUGAGCAGGGCUGUGAACAUGCUCCCCGGCCUGGGGACCCCUUUAUCCAGCCUGCAGACUUUGGUCCCUCUGCGCCGCCACUGAGUGUCCCACAGCCUUUCCUCCCCCUGUUCACCGUGCCGCUGCUCUCUCCCAGUCCUGCCCCAGUGCCUGUGUCCCCUCCCUUGCCUUUGGUCCCUCCUCCUGCCACUGCCCUGACCCCUCCAACUCCACCUGCUUUCCUGCAACCGCAGAAGUUUGCCGGAGUCAGCAAGUCGCCUUCCGUCAUCACCCACACGGCCUCUGCCACCCUUACCCACGAUGCCUCUGCCACCACCUUCAGCCAGAGCCAGGGCCUUGUGAUCACAACCCACCACCCCAACCCCUCAGUGUCCUCCUGUGGCCUGGCACUGUCUCCGGUCACCCGGCCACCGACUGUUGGGCCUCCCCAACCUCGCUUAACUUUUGUGCACCCCAAAUCUGUAUCUAUGUCUGGCGGGAGGCCUAAGCAGCCCCCCAAAAUAGUGCCUGCUCCCAAACCAGAGCAUAUGCCCUUGGUGUUGAAGAAUGCUUGCAUCGCCCCAGCUGCCUUUUCAGGACAACCACAAGCAGUGAUUAUGACAUCAGGCCCUCUGAAGAGAGAAGGGAUGUUGGCUUCUACCGUGUCGCAGUCCAACGUGGUCAUCAAGCCUGCUGCCAUUGCCAGGGCUCCUGGAGUUACGGAGUUCCACAGUGGCAUCCUAGUGACAGACCUCGGCCGCCCCUCGAGCAGCCAGCCCGCCCCCGUCUCCCGGCUCUUUUCGCCAAGCACAGUGCAAGAUUCCCUGGUGAAGGGCGAGCAGAUCCCGCUGCACGGGGGCAGUCCCCAGGUCCCUGCCACGGGUUCCAGUGAGUGUUCACUCCAGUUGGAACGAUUAGGACUUCGUCGAGACUGCCCGAACUCAGGGCAGGCCUCUCCGUGUGCUUCGGAACAGAGCCCCAGUCCUCAGUCUCCCCAGAACCACUGCUCAGGGAAACCUGCAGACCCCAAAAACAUGGCUGCUUUAAAGAACCGGCAGAUGAAGCACAUUUCAGCUGAGCAGAAAAGGCGCUUCAACAUCAAGAUGGGCUUUGACACCCUGAACAGUUUGAUCUCUAAUAAUUCCAAGCCAAGUAGCCAUGCCAUCACGCUGCAGAAGACCGUGGAGUACAUCACCAAGCUGCAGCAGGAGCGGGGCCAGAUGCAGGAGGAAGCCCGGCGGCUGCGGGAGGAGAUCGAGGAGCUCAACGCCACCAUCCUCUCCUGCCAGCAGCUACUCCCUGCCACGGGAGUCCCUGUUACCCGGCGCCAGUUUGAUCACAUGAGAGACAUGUUUGACGAGUAUGUAAAAAGCCGGACCCUGCAGAAUUGGAAGUUCUGGAUUUUCAGUAUCAUCAUCAAGCCGCUGUUUGAGUCCUUCAAAGGGAUGGUGUCCACCAGCAGCCUGGAAGAACUGCACCGGACGGCGCUGUCCUGGCUGGACCAGCACUGCUCCCUGCCCGUCCUCAGGCCAAUGGUGCUGAACACCCUCCGGCAUCUGAGCACCACCACCUCCAUUCUCACAGACCCGUCCCAGCUGCCGGAGCAGGCGGCAGAGGCUGUCACCAGAGUUGGCAAGAGAUCGGGGGAGUCUUAGCAACGCUUAGCAGGCAUGUGGCUGCAUGAGAUGCCACGGAGCCCCUUCCCUGCCUGUGGAGAGGAGUCUGCGCCCACGCCUCUCCUGACACAGAGCCUCAGGACCUUCCUUCUACUCUGCUGGCCCAUCGGGCCACUCAGAAUGCCAUGCUCAGGUCUGAAGCAGGUUCGGGUCCUGCCAACAGCAAUAGCCCAUCUUUGGGAAGCCCUUGCUGUGAACUCUCACUCAGUGACCUCCGUCACCGACCUCGCCUCCCCUUGGAGCAGCCCAGACAAAGGGGAACACCGCCCGGUCCAGUGCUGUCCUGUCUUGCUGGUGGUGUGUCAGGGCCACAGCACCAGCGUGGGGAGUAGAUGGGUCAAGAGGAGGCAACGCCUGCUCCUGCAAGUUAGGAAACUUCAGGGUGCUUCCUGGUUCCUGUCUUGAGACUUACAGAUGUUCCCUCCUGUCACAUCCUGGGCACUUGUACUGUUGGGAACGACUCCCUGUGCCCACUCUGGCCCGCCUGUGGAGCAGCUAGAAGGCAUCUUCAUCCCCUGACUCUGACCUUAUCGGUGGACCUGGAUGUCUGCUCAGGCUUAUGCAUGGUGGGCUGCCUUCUCCCACCGCUUGGGCUGCUGGGGGAGCCCCCAAACACACGUGUGCAAAAGCAGGUGUGGGUGCCUGUGGGACGAGAAGGAAAGCACAACAACGCAAAGCUGCUACGCUGGCUUGGACUGUGCUCUCGGGCAACGUUUUAAUCUGUCUUGAUUUAGUUCCACGUGGCAUUGCAGCAUCCAUUGGAUCUCUGAUUUGAGAAUCACGACGAGGACUCAGCCCGGGCCUCCUCAGGCAUCCUCACCACAUGGCCCUUCUACCCUUGUUCUCCACCUGAUUCCAGGCUGCAGCCACAGACAAGCCAGCUGUGCCUGAUGGACACUCGUGGUCCUUAGGGUGUAGUGUUUGAAAGGCCAGACUCCACGGUGCUGCCGUCAGCCUGGUCCUCUUGUCUGGAUUGUUCAGCCGGGAGCUCCAAACCAUAAGAGUUCUCGGACCAAAGAUGUCACCAUGCCCAAAGUCUGUCUUGUCUUGUAUUUGGAAGAAGAAAUUGAAUGUUGACAGGCAGAACUCCAAGGUGGCCAGCCUCGGAGCUGUCUAGGCAUCUCCCAGAUCAGACAGUAAAGAAUUAUACUCAGAUUUGAUCAAGGUAGAGGAAUUUGUGGGGGCAGUGGGCUGUCUCUGAAUGUGCGAAUUGCAGUUGGAGGGGUUCAGAGGAAGGGGUAGCAGGAGGGCGGGUCCGGGGCUCCCUGCGUCUGCAUGGGUGGCCGCAGGUGGACGGGCGCUCUCUCCGACACUCAGGAAGCCCAGCCACGGGCACCUCCUCGCUGACAGAAUGUGCUUUUAACGUCCUGCUGUGAAGUUCAGAGCCAGCAGGCUUUCCAUUCCACCUCUGCUCUUCCUGCCAGAGAUGGAGACCGGGCAGUUCUAGGCAGGCCAGGAUGGGCUUUGAGGGAGCCGAGGAGCCAGGGGGGACUGGGGGAGGGUACCACGUGCUACCCCCGAAGUUCGGAGGCUCCCACUGCUUCGGAGGCCUGCAGAAGGUCCUCAGAGGACAGCCAGCCCCACCUCAGCUUCGGUUGAUGGAGGACAGACGGGGACCGUCUCCCUGCUAAUGUCUAUGCCACAGGUCACUGACCAGUCGCCUGCUCCUGUGUCUCUCUUCAGCCCCGUGGAAGAGCAGCUUGGCAGCACCCCUGAGCACCCCCAGAAAAUGUGUUUACAGGUCUUCUGCAUCACUUUCCUGAGGGGUGAGCCCUAGAUGAGGCUGGGCUGGUCCAUCAUGCCCACUGGGAAGUGGUAAGAGAACCCGUCCUUCACCCCCUAGAUAAAUAUGAAGUUGCCCUUUGAAAGGAGAAACCCCUGUGGUAAGAAUUCUGCUAGGGUCACAAGAAAAACACGAAACAUGUUCCCAGCCGUGAGGGCUCGUGGAGGGUCCUGAGCCUGACCCCUCGGCCUCUUCCCCAGUUUCUGUGCCUUCGUAAGCCGCGUGGAUGGCCACAGUGCUCGGCUUGCCAAGACCUCUCCAAAAUCGAUAGCUUUCUCCCCACCCUUUGCUGGGCAUCAUCUUUUUAAACUCCGUGGGAUAUGAAAUGGGCCUCUUGCUUCUUUGGCCUAACUCUCUUCUUUCCCUUUUGCUGAUUGAAUGUUUGUGAUUCUGUUAAAUAUUUAAGGCUGUUAGGUUGUGUGAGACUUUGAAGGGUGUGUGUGUGUCCCAGCAGACUGUUACUAGAUGCACGUUUCUGUUUUGAGAUCUUUCUUAAAUCCAUUUCUCUUGGUGCUCACCAUCACCACAGCUGUAGGGCCACAAAGCUGUAUUUCUUACUAUAGACAUGAUUGUCUCUUGUCUCGCAGUUUUCGUGUUUCAGAAUCUUGUCCGAUGAAUCUCAGGGGCCUAGCCUCAACUUCUUUCCUGGAGUCCUGGGCCGGGGUGUGGGGACCUCCAGGCCACCCGGCCAGCAGCCUCCACUGAACAUUGAACACGGGCCUGUGGUUUGUUUACGCUCAUUUCCACCCACACUCCUGUUGCUACUCCCAUUAAAAAAACUUAAAAAUGCUGAUAAUUUGAAGGAUAAGAAAAUCAUACUGAAAAGAAAAAGAGCCUGUCUGGCACAUAAAUCUCUGAAAGUGAUUCUGUGAAAUCUUUCUGUGCCAUCGGCUCCCUUCCCAGCACUGUUCGCUCUUUCACGAUGAGUGAGAAGCACAGGGACAGAGCAGGUGCCACCACAGGGCUUUCUGAAAUUGACUGGCCCGUCCCUCCUGUCUCAGGCAGGUUAUACACCAGCUGUCGCCCCGUUUGCAGGGCCCCGACCCGUGGCAGACUGGCCGCUUUCCGGCGGUUUUUCACGGCACAAGGGAAGCAGUCCCAAUAUCAGAAGUUAGCGUUGAUGAAAGCACUGGAUUUUGUCAAAGAGGAAGGACUGAGAGGACGGCAAAAUCCCCAGCACGCUGUGUUCCUGGAAGCUCUGUAGGAGGAGGGGUGGUCACUACUCACCCACGUGUCCUCGUGCGCCCGACCUCCACUUCCUGUCCUUGUGACCUGACCCCAUCCCCAAGCCCCUUCUUGAGGUCAGGCCUGAAGGUGUUUUUGUUCUGGCCAAUAGAAAUAUAAACUUGGAUUCCUAAGGGACAUGGCACCCCAGUUUGGUGCCAAACCGCUGUGUCUCGCCCCAGGUGAAGGGGGAUGGUGGUGAGUGACAUCACUGCUUGAUUCUGGCAGACCCUCUGCCAAGAGGGGUCACACACCUCUCCGCUCCAUGUCCAAUCCUGGCAGGCUCCACCCCAGUUUCCUCCAGGGAGGCCUCCCUUCCUUGUGAGGCGCUGGCCUCCUGCCUAGAUGAAUCCUGAGGCGGCAGGUUCAUUGUUGUUUUCUGCAUCACAAGUGUUCAUUGUCUAGCUGAACAAAAACUCAUCAGAAGGGAGCUGGGGCUGUCCUGUGGGUCCCUCUGGCUGUGGCCGGCAGGUUCGCUCAGUGAGGGGCAGGCGUGGUACUGUGGACCCAGGUCCUGCGCUGGCCAACCUUGCCUCAGUCAGUCCCUUAUCUCUCUGGCUCCAGAUGGGCAGGCUUGCCAUCGCCUCAUUGCCCCUCCCCGCUCAGCAGUCCCAUCCCCUCCUGUGGUCACCUCGUUCCUGAAGCCUCUCUCCUCUCUCUGGCGGGAAGAAUUGCCUUUCCCUGGAGACACCCUGUUUCCUGUUGGGCGCUGUGCCAUAGGUGAAACCCAUCCACCAUGUGUCGAAACCGAGCUUUGCAGAGGGUUUCCUUGGUCCUGGUCUUGUUGGGGAACGGAGUUGAGAGAGCCCUCACAUGGACGGCGCGGGAAGCACUAGGAUGCCUGGUGGGCCGUGGUUUGGGGUUUGGUGCCCCUGAGGCCUGUGUAUUAAAGAAGAUUUUCACCACGUCUGAACAUGGGUGAGGGGAGAGGAGAGCUGGAGGGCGGAAGAGCUUGGAAGCUCAGUGUGAGUUUGCACCAUUCGUUAGUCACCGUGGCCUUCAUCCCCUCGGCGGGUUUCUGUGAUCAGAGGGCCUCCAGGGACAGGGAGAAGCCUUAGGACCUCCCAUGUGCCCGCACACGGAUCAGCUGCCCGGUUUUCUUUUCCUUCUGAGCACUUGGCUUUCCCAGCUCACCACACGGCUGUUUCUUUGUUGGGGCCUAAGAAAAUCAGCCUUUGAGAACGAAAAGGGAACUUUUCAUGUUGAAUGUUGGCUUUGACUUUGAGUGUGUGUGUGUAUAUGUGUGUGUGCGCACUAGCAUGUGCUUCCACAAGCUGUGUGUGUUUACUUUAAUGGGAUUUUAUUUUUGUGAAAUUCCUUUCCAAUUACGUAGCAAAAUUCACCUCCAUCUCCCAGUCAAACUUUUGGCUCCACCGUCAGCCCCAGGCGUCGCGAAUUUGAAGAAUUCUCUUCUGGGUUUCUGAACAGAGAUGUGUUGCUCUCAGGAGUCGAGGUUGUGGCAGGUUGUGAGAAACUGACGUUUUAGACAUUUCCAUGGAGUUUACACCCCACAGUUGAAAGGCGUAAAAGGCUUGGCCCUGGGAGAUGGAUUCUCGGCUGUGUUUCUCACAGGGCACUCGGAGAACGCAGCCUCUGCCCCACAAUGUCCUGCUCUUUCGGUAUCUGAGUCUUCACACAGCCCACAGAUGGAUGCUGUAUUCGUUUGCUUAUUCUGUACACCACAGCUGAAACACUGCUUUCUUUUCCUUUUUCAGAUUUCAGUUCGUUGUGUAAAUGGUUCGUUUUUUCUGUUGUGAGCCUUGGGGGUAGUGUCAGGGCACCUUUAGGAGAGUUACCCUUGUGGUCUGAAAAACAAAACCCAGAAGAGUCUUGUUUGAUCAGAGGCUCCCUCAGGCCUGCGUCAUCCAGAACACGGCCCUUUCUGCUCUGCUGUUGACAAGCACGUUUCCACCAGCUGUAUUCAACACUACAAUGCAGUUUUAAAACUAUAUUUGCAUCCAAGACAAUAAAAAGCCGUAUUUUUUUGAAAA
Equus caballus (horse) is the source of this 7949-nucleotide messenger RNA. RefSeq names its product MLX interacting protein (gene MLXIP). NCBI's taxonomy places the organism in Eukaryota, Metazoa, Chordata, Mammalia, Perissodactyla, Equidae. Gene Ontology annotation, cellular component: RNA polymerase II transcription regulator complex. The record is from RefSeq and is a predicted model, not a curated record. Gene Ontology annotation, biological process: positive regulation of transcription by RNA polymerase II. Gene Ontology annotation, molecular function: DNA-binding transcription factor activity; protein dimerization activity.